AUGGAAGCCAUCUGGACCUUCAUUCCCCCUUUUGCCAUACCCCACUGGAACCUCAAAGGUGUUUAUGUUCAUCACGCCUUUAUGAUCGAUUCUCGUGGAGGUCUCUGUCGAAUCCCCCAGCAAGAUGUUCGAUAUGCCCGGAAUCAACUCCUAGCAUUCUUCCGAUAUCUAGACGCCUCCAAGAUAGUCCUUUGGCCUUGGUAUAUCUCUCCCCUCCUCUCCACUACCUCAGACUCUCCUCAUCCUGUGGAUGGCUUCCUGUCUAUCAUGUGUCUCGUCGUGAUUGAUGGCCGUCUUCUCCACAAAGCUCGGACAGGUUCCCUUCGUCGGCACCUGCUUCCCUCGUCAAUAGACACUCUUCAACACUUUGUAUUUUUCUGCCCUGGCAAGCUUCAGGCCGUUGGUCUCCUCACUCACACCAGUCUCUCACCUUCCGUCUCCCAGUCCCUCCAGCUUUUGGCAGCUUCCACAACAUCUCACGCCAUUUGGUGUGCUCAUUGGGCUACAGUCUUUGACAAUACCCUCUUUCUUCCUGAAAAUUUUGCCACCAAGGCUGUACAUGCCACCCGAAUAGCUGGUGAAGAGCUUACGCCGAUUUUUGACAGUGUUGAGCAAAAUGCCUUCAACAUCUUUGUCAGCUUUGUUGACUGCAGCUCUUGCGUCUUCCCAAAGUUCUCCUCUUUUUCUGAGCUUGGGGUUCCAUGGGUGCUUUUCCAACAAGACGUCAUCCAAUGCAAGAUCUCUUUUGUUAUUAAAGGACACAUUCUUUCUGCCAGUUUUGCUGUUCUUAUCAGCUUUUGGAGUCUUGAGUUUUUUUCGGGUACUUCUGGUAGUGUUCUUCAAGCCGUAAAUGAUUACGCUCUUUCUAAUAACUUUACCGUUAAGAUUAAGAAUGGAAAAUUCCUUAUCCUUCACAUUGCUUGUUCAAAGGCUGGUGUUUAUCGUGACAAGCGCAAUAUAAGUGAUGAGAAAAGAAAGAAGACACACAACUCUUCUCUUACUGAAUGCCCCUAUCUCUUAAGAUUUUCUUAUAAGAAGAAGAGCAAAAAAUAUCUUCCUUUGCCCGCCUAUGGGGAAAACGAACAUUGCCACAGCCAUCCUGUCACCCCUAAGAAUUUGGCUUCUUCUCACCAAGGAAGAAUGUCUCUUUUGCCUGCUGAAGAUGCCACUAUUGCAAAGACAAUAUUGGAGAAUCACGCCAAGUCCCGUUGUUGUGGUGGUUGA
This is a messenger RNA of Phycomyces blakesleeanus NRRL 1555(-), 1224 nucleotides long. RefSeq lists its product as hypothetical. Lineage: Eukaryota; Fungi; Mucoromycota; Mucoromycetes; Mucorales; Phycomycetaceae. The coding region runs from base 1 to 1224 and encodes 407 amino acids. The record is from RefSeq and is a predicted model, not a curated record. The transcript is spliced from 6 exons.